AUUUAUUCUUAAAGGAGCCGCAGCGCUUCUGACUUCCGGGUGUGAAGGGUGUCGGGGUAGUGGAGGACAAGCAGGAGGGCAUGUUUACCUGCCCGGGUGUGGGAGGGGCCCAGGACUUGCCACAUGCCCUGACAGCUAGAAAACAAUGGAGGAAAAGGAAUCCCGAGGCGAGGUACAGGACGGCGAAACCUCCAAGGUAGAGCCCGCCCGCUGCGCCUCCUCCACCGCCGCCAAGAACCUCGCCAUCCUCAAGGAGCGCUCCUUCGAUGUCAACUUUGACGUUGGCGAUGAGUAUGAGAUCAUCGAGACCAUCGGCACCGGCGCCUACGGCGUGGUGUCAUCUGCGCAGAGAAAAGACACCGGUCAGAAGGUCGCCAUCAAGAAGAUCCCUAACGCCUUUGAUGUGGUGACCAAUGCCAAGCGCACCCUGAGAGAGCUGAAGAUCCUGAAGCACUUCAAACACGACAACGUCAUCGCCAUCAAGGACAUCCUGAGGCCGGCCAUCCCCUACUGCGACUUCAAGUCCGUAUACGUGGUGCUUGACCUCAUGGAGAGCGACCUCCACCAGAUUAUCCACUCCUCGCAGCCGCUGACCUUAGAGCAUGCCCGCUACUUCCUGUACCAGCUGCUGCGGGGUCUGAAGUACAUCCACUCUGCCAACGUCCUGCACCGGGACCUGAAGCCGAGUAACCUUCUGAUCAAUGAGAACUGCGAGCUGAAGGUCGGAGACUUUGGGAUGGCGCGGGGGCUCUGCACUAAGCCCGAUGAGUACAAGUACUUUAUGACAGAGUAUGUGGCCACCCGCUGGUACCGCGCCCCCGAGCUGAUGCUGUCUCUGCAUGAGUACACCCAGGCCAUAGACAUGUGGUCAGUGGGCUGCAUCUUCGCUGAAAUGCUGGGGCGCAAGCAGUUAUUCCCCGGGAAGAACUACAUCCACCAGCUGCAGCUCAUCAUGACCGUGCUCGGGACACCGUCCAGCCAAGUCAUCCAUGCCAUCGGUGCGGAAAGGGUGCGAGCCUACAUCCAGAGCCUACCUUCUCGUCAGCCGGUGCCAUGGACGGACCUGUACCCUCAAGGAGACCGCAAAGCCCUCAACCUCUUGUCCAAAAUGUUGCGGUUUGACCCAAGGGAACGGAUUUCUGUGCGGGAAGCCCUGCGCCACCCUUUCUUGUCUAAAUACCACGACCCAGAUGACGAGCCGGAAUGUGUGCCUGCUUUUGACUUUGGCUUUGACAAGAAGAUCUUGACCAAAGAGCAGAUUAAAGAGGCCAUUGUGGCAGAAAUUGACAACUUCCACCGCCGGCGAGAAGGCAUCCGUCGGCAGAUCAGCUUCAAACCUGCCUUAAAACCCGCAGUAGAGGGGCCAAGUCCAGAGACUGUGGUGAGAGAAGAAGACUUCCACUCACCACCACUUCCUCCACCCUCAGGAGGACUGGAUGUGGACAUGCCUAGUGCUAACUCUGCCAAGGACAGGGUGGACUUUCCUAUGGAGUCGCCUAGAGUUUCCGAGAAGCUGGAGACCAUCGACCUAACGUCUCCUGUGGAGAGCGAAGACUCGGCACCACAGCUGGUAAAGGAAGAGGUGAAAGAGGAGGCGCCGGGCAUUAAAACCGAUCCAGAACCUGUGCCAAAGAGAGAGGGCGCCAUAUCAGAUGAUACCAAGGCUGCACUAAAGGCUGCACUACUGAAAUCAGCCCUGCGGAAUAAAUCCAAAGAUGCUCCGUGUUUGGUUCCAGAAACGCCUGAAAUAAAGAAACCAAUAACAGCCCAGGAACGUCAGCGGGAACGUGAAGAGAAGAGGAGGCGACGUCAAGAGCGUGUUCGGGAGAAAGAGAAGAAGCAGAAGGAGAAGGAACGUCGUGACAUAAGGAAAGCGGAAGGAUUUGGAGGGCUGGUUCUGAGUGAAAAUGAUAAGAACCUUCUGGAGCGCUGGAACCGGAUGAUUGACCAGAACCAUCCGCCACCUCCACCUCCCAUCUGCCAAAAUGCCCCAGUACCAAAUCCAGCAGUGAUGUGCCCGGUCGCCCAGCCUCUUCCACCACAGACGGUCUUUGCUGUGACGAACAUUAAUCCAGUCCCUGAGGUCAGAAACCAGCAGAAUGGCAGCGUCACAACUCCGUCCGUUGCGCCCAACAUCCAGUUCAUUCCCCGCUGCUUAAAUCCCUGCCCUGUAUCUAACCUACUCCGGUAUGUGCCCCCGGCCCCUACAGCCUUCCAGAUUGGCCCGGUGGUGUUGGCGCCUCAUGUGAAGCCAGUGACUACUCCUGCUGCUCCACAACUUCCUGCAGAUGUGAAGUUUAUUGCUGGAGGACAAGUCUUACCCGGUCCUUUCCCUGCUCCUGCCCUGCUCAACCCAACGUGGAACAGAGGAGGGCAUGAAGAUGGCAGCUGGCCUGCGUCCGAUACCAGAGACAGGAAAAGCAGCUCCGUCACUGUGGAUCCUGCAUUGUUCCUGCGCAACUCUUCUGACCUGGAGCAUCCCCCGCAGCAGGUUUCUGGAAUGCCCUACCCUGGAGGAGCGGUGGUGGAUCGUCACAUCCAGGAGAACAAGUCCCAGGAGUUGCCACCUCUUCCAGCCGUCACCUUCAACACCACAGACGCCAACACUGUUUCUCCAGAUAUCAACCUGGUGACGCAGCAGCUGUCGAGGUCUCAGGUGGAGGAUGUGUUGCCCCCCGUUUUUUCUGUCACCCCCAAAGGAAGCGGCGCUGGAUAUGGGGUGGGCUUCGACCUGGAGGAAUUUUUGAACCAGUCCUUUGAGAUGGCUCCAGAAAACCGUGAGAGCCUGGUGGACUCCACUCCUCUGUCAGCAUCGCUCCUGGCCGACUGGCUGGAUGUUCAUCGCAUGAACCCCGCAGACUUGGCCAUUCUUCAGGAGGACCUUCAGCUGGGAUCUCCCAUGAGCCUGUCCGACAUUCCCGACCUCCAGGACGGCUGAGGAAUCGGGCGGAGGUCUUCACCGGAGCCUUUACAUUGUGACAAAGGGCAGCAUUUAUAUACGGAGGUGCCCUGCAUGAGCGGAGACCGCGCAGGAGAGGAGCAGCGGGUGCCCCCAGGACGGUUCGUCAGGUGAUAGGAAUAGAUGACGUCUAUGGAGGCCACGGCCGAGACCUCAGAAGUAUGAUGAUGAUGGAAUAGUGGCUGGUUCUUCCAGUGCCAUAAAUGAAGCCGCCCUCCACGAUCGGUUCUUCACAGCGGUUCUGGGAAUCCUGCUUUAUCCACCGACGCUGGGGACUGCGCACGGUGAGCUCUGCAUUAUCCACCGACCGCUGGGGACUGCGCACAGUGGGCACUGCAUUAUCCACCGACCGCUGGGGACUGCGCACAGUGAGCUCUGCAUUAUCCACCGACUCUGGGGACUGCGCACAGUGGGCCCUGCAUUAUCCACCGUCCGCUGGGGACUGCGCACGGUGGGCUCUGCAUUAUCCACCGACGCUGCGGACUGCGCACGGUGGGCUCUGCAUUAUCCACCGACGCUGGGGACUGCGCACAGUGGGCUCUGCAUUAUCCUCCGCCUUGUACCAGGGCGUGUGCCCACACUGACCCGACUAUCACGUGGUGCUGCGGACCUUUUCCAGUCCAUGCGGUUUCGGUUCCUGAUUUUUCUUAACUUGUUAAUAAAGUUUUAUUUAUUC
Bufo gargarizans (Asiatic toad) is the source of this 3635-nucleotide messenger RNA. It is a transcript of the gene MAPK7, whose product is annotated as mitogen-activated protein kinase 7. The record is from RefSeq and is a predicted model, not a curated record. Gene Ontology annotation, biological process: protein phosphorylation; cell surface receptor signaling pathway; intracellular signal transduction. The transcript is spliced from 7 exons. The coding region runs from base 146 to 2938 and encodes 930 amino acids. Gene Ontology annotation, molecular function: MAP kinase activity; ATP binding. NCBI's taxonomy places the organism in Eukaryota, Metazoa, Chordata, Amphibia, Anura, Bufonidae. Gene Ontology annotation, cellular component: cytoplasm; nucleus.